This is a messenger RNA of Vitis riparia (riverbank grape), 1452 nucleotides long. Its product is annotated as WUSCHEL-related homeobox 13-like. Lineage: Eukaryota; Viridiplantae; Streptophyta; Magnoliopsida; Vitales; Vitaceae. Gene Ontology annotation, molecular function: DNA-binding transcription factor activity; DNA binding. The coding region runs from base 47 to 898 and encodes 283 amino acids. The record is from RefSeq and is a predicted model, not a curated record. The transcript has 3 exons.
AUGGAGAGAGAGUAACGAGAGCGAGAGAGGAGGAGAGGAAGAGAGUAUGGAGUGGGAGAAGCAAGAACAACACCACCACCACCACCACCACCGCCGCCACCACCACCAACAACAAGAAGAACUGGAGCAGAAUGCAAAUGUAAGUGGAAACGGAAACGGAAAUGGGGGUGUAUUGUACAUGAAGGUGAUGACAGACGCCCAAAUGGAAAUUCUGAGGAAGCAGAUAUCUGUGUAUGCCACCAUAUGUGAACAGCUCGUUGAGAUGCAUAAAUCACUCACUUCUCACCAAGAUCUUGCAGGAGUCAGACUGGGAAAUCUAUAUUGUGACCCAUUAAUGACAUCUACUGGUCACAAAAUUACUGCCAGACAGCGGUGGACACCGACACCAGUGCAGCUUCAAAUUCUUGAGCGUAUUUUUGAUCAAGGAUAUGGCACUCCAAGCAAGCAGAAGAUCAAAGAGAUAACCUCUGAUUUGAGCCAGCAUGGCCAAAUUUCUGAAACAAAUGUCUAUAAUUGGUUCCAGAAUAGGCGUGCACGAUCAAAAAGGAAGCAAUUGGUUACAGCACCUAACAAUGCUGACUCAGAAGUGGAGACAGAAGUUGAGUCACCUAAGGAUAAGAAAACAAAGUCUGAGAAUUUCCUCCCCCAACAGAACUCAGCUUCAAGGCCUGAGGAUCUCUGCUUUCAGAACCCCGAGCUAGGCUCCAGAUUGCAUUUCUUAGACCAACAGACCCAUAAAGAAGAAGCUAUAUUUCCAUCAGAAGGAGGAAUAAAACCUUCUGGAAAUCUGAGCCCAGUAGCUUUCUAUGCAGGAAAUGAUCACCAAAUUGGGAAGAUGGAAGUUCCAGGGAGCUAUAAUCCAUAUCAGCAGACAGAAGACUACAGCAUGUCAGGAUGACCCUCCUUUUGUCCAUCAUUGAUAUUUUAGUUCUAACUUCUAAGUCAUGUCAGUGAUCAGGGGGCUUUCCCAAUCUCAGAUUGAGGCUGUUGGGCUGGGCUAGUAGAUAUUGGAGUAAAGCACUAGCGUCUAAUCAUGGAAAUAUAUACUGCACCUGAUUGAGGACAGUUGUACACUUUGUAUGUUGAUGAUAACGAUGAACUGGCUUUCUGGCUAGACAAUGGAGCACACCCACAUUAUUUUGGAUAGUUCUCAUGUUUCGCAGACUCCUCAUCAGCUUGUUACAUUUUGCCUUUGGUUGAAAAAGAAUGGUCUCUAGAUUCUGAUAGUUCUCAUGUUUCGCAGACUCCUCACCCACAUUAUUGUUGAAGUUGCUUUUGUUUUCAUUACAAAUUUUUGAUCUUGCUCCUUCUGUAUAUGUUAAUUUUGGCCUAGUCUGGUAGAUGAUGGUGGUUGGGCCGUUGCUGACUUUUCAAGGGAAAUGUGGGGCCUGCUGCCAACAAGUCAAAGGCAGCAAAUUUCAUCAAUUUAUGGAAUGACCAGAGAUUUUUGGA